UCAGACUGAUAAACAAGUUGAGUAUAAAUAGAGAAAAGAACAGACUCCUAGUUAGAACAGCCUGCAGGACCAAGGCAGGACCAAGGGGUGAAGUCUGACCAUGUGGAAGGGCUUUGCUCUUGCCCUGGCUCUCUGUCUCCUUCCAUGGGGAGGGGCAGAGAGCCAGGGUCAUCAGUCCAAAUGUAAGGAACCUCCAGACUGGAAAAUUGGAGCGUUAAAUCCAAUGCUGAAUUCUGCCGGGACAGUUACGGUUGUUGCCCUUCUCCAGGCUAGCUGAUACUUGUGCCUCCUGCAGGCAUCUAGGUUAGAUGAUCUGCGGUUGAAACUAGAGAAUGAAAGCUAUUCGAAUAUUUCCUACAUUGUGGUUAAUCACCAAGGAAAACAUUCACAGCUGAGAUACCAACUUCUAAAGUCGAAGGUCUCAGAGCACAUUCCCGUCUAUCAGCCGGAGGAAAAUCAGCCCGAUGUCUGGAGCCUACUGAAAGGAAGCAAAGAUGAUUUUCUCAUUUAUGACAGGUGUGGACGCUUGGUGCAGCAUCUUACGCUACCAUAUACAUUUUUAAGCUUUCCAUAUGUCGAGGAGGCAAUAAAAGAUGCAUAUUGUGGAAAGACGUGUGGGGACUGCGAGUACCAGACAUCAGAAGAUGAAGAUGUUUGCAAAACAACAGAAGAACCAGUGGACAAGCCAGAUAAGGAGCCAGUAGAAGAACCAACGCGUCAACAAAAUCAUAUUAAGCACAAGGGACCUGGGCACAGGCAUCAGCAGCAGGAGGAAGUCCUUGUGGUGGAGGAUGGUAGACACCAUGCUAACCACAGGAUGAAGCAUAAGCACCAUCAUCAUGAAGGAGAGGAGGUGGUAGAGGUUGCCUACAGACCACAUAGCCAUAAACAUCAUGGUAGGGUUGCUGGUCACAGGGAACUGGAUGAAAAGACACCUCAAAGAGAGGUUGUUUUUAUUCCACGAAAAGAGGCAGAUAAUCCUGUGAGGGAUAAAAAACCUUGACAAAAGGUUAAAAGCUGAAAAAAACAGUAUCGGUGAGACAGGGAAAAGGAGUCAGGGAAAACCACUAAUAUGUGAUGCUGACACUGACGACAAAUUUCAUUUGAAACAACAGAAAAUGAAGUCACCUGACAGUGUAAAGGGGUUCUCCCCGCCUCCUGCAGGUGACAUGAUCGUCUGUCAGAUGUCCUCCCUGAGUCCUGACAGUGACGUCUGGCCCCCGCUGCGUGACACACAGAAGAUGCAGAAUUGGCUAAUGUCAAGUUGCCCAUAGAAAGUGAACAUAGCGUAGCUUGAGAAUGACCAAAGGAGACAGAAAACUGACAGUGAAGGGAACUUUGUAAAUUCCUGGUCUAAACUGUGAAAAAUUACCAUUCAAUACAAAUAUGGUUUAUAUUUGACAAUCAGUGUACUGAAAUAAGACCCAUCUGAGCUCUAAAGAAUAUUAGACAAGUUAGUAAAGUAUCAUCCAGGUUUUGUCUUGUAGCAGAAUUAUUUUUGUCAAUGUAGACCAAAAAUCAGUUACCAGGAAAAAUCAGUACUGUUUAGAUUGUAAUAUUUCUGUCUCUGAACAUCGGUCUGAAUAAUAGGGUUUUGAUGGAGAGACUGGCAGGGGUCUGUAGAACAUCGGUUUGCUUGUUCAUCAUGCGUUAAAGAGGAAAUGCUACUUUUCUAUUAUGGAUUUUUCAUACAAGUAAUAACAAUCAUAAAAACAUAAUUUCCAUGCAUGCUACCAAUUUGAAUAACACUUCUUCUAUUGAUGAAUUUUACUUAUUUUUCCCAUGAGUUCUCCUGCUUAAUAAAAGUAACUUCAACUCAAGACAAGUAGUCAACAUCCACUGCAAGAUGCUGAGAUGGGAAGCCUGGGAAAAAUAUAUAUAUUUUUAAAUUCAAACAAAACACUUUUAUAUGCUGGAUUAAAAAAUACCUUUAUCAGAAAUGCGGCAUUUCCUCUUUAAAUAGUUCACCCUUACAGUCCUGACAUCUCCACUCUUUAACAUCAGUGCAAGCGCAGCUUAAGUACAAAACCUCUCUUGUUCUUUUUCUUGAUAUUGUUGCAUUAAUGAAGAUAGAGGCAUAAACUAUAACCUAGGGGCUUCUGUCAGAUAUCUGCAAUCAUACGAUGGGUGAGGGAUGAGAGAAGACAUUAAAUAAUUCAUGUGUAUUUUAUUAAAUAGACUGAAUUAAAUUUUUUGUGUUGCUUUUUUUUUUAAAUUGCAUAACUUUUAACUCCAUACAAUACUAGAACUAGUUUCUACACAAACUAACACACCAAAGAUUGCAGCCGUUGUAUUAACAACUACAGCAUAAUAUUCUUUUCUUUUUCUUUUUAAUAGUUGUCUUGAACUUUUUAUGUUAAGCUGAAGGCAUAAUGGGAAAUGUCUUUGUAUACACUUGUUUCUGAGAUGAUGUUGUCUUGCCGUUCAAGUAGAUGCAGUAAUUAAUGAUGGUUUCAAGGGAAACGAAUGCCCUAAAAACCUGAGCAAAUAUUUUACCGCAAUGUCAGAAAGCAAGAGUGUAGUAUGUUUCAAGUGCAAGAUGAGAACGCGUAGUAUACAAAAAUGCAAUAAAAUUUUACACGCAGAA
Pelobates fuscus (common spadefoot toad) is the source of this 2587-nucleotide messenger RNA. It is a transcript of the gene SELENOP, whose product is annotated as selenoprotein P. Gene Ontology annotation, biological process: selenium compound metabolic process. The transcript is spliced from 5 exons. Gene Ontology annotation, cellular component: extracellular region. Gene Ontology annotation, molecular function: selenium binding. The record is from RefSeq and is a predicted model, not a curated record. Lineage: Eukaryota; Metazoa; Chordata; Amphibia; Anura; Pelobatidae.